Molecule: messenger RNA, 6485 nt
Organism: Caenorhabditis elegans
Lineage: Eukaryota; Metazoa; Nematoda; Chromadorea; Rhabditida; Rhabditidae
Gene: C48E7.6
Product: Chondroitin sulfate proteoglycan 4
Exons: 30
Coding region: 79-6069 (1996 amino acids)
Source: RefSeq, marked reviewed
GACCAACAUACUUCUUGCCUCUUUUACUGCCCACCAAAAACUUUCUCCAUUUCAGUACAGUCUAGGCCAAAUGUGCCGAUGGCUUUUCUGGCACUGAUAUCACUUAUCACAUCUCCCCUAACUUUCGAUCUACAAAUCAACGGACCAUCGGUUAAUCCUGCACCAAUUAUAUUGAGCACACCGUCCAAAAACUUAUCAUUAUCAUUUCACAAUGGACACAUCUACGCGGAUUCGAUUCCUGUAUCAGCUAUUUCUGAAAAUGAGACUACAUCAUUCUCAUUGAAAUGUAUUUCACAUAUUUCUUUACAUUUUCAAAGUCCACAUGCAAACUCUCUGGUUUAUUCUCCAACAUUGUGUUCAGCUCCAAAUAUCGGGCUCACAAUAAACGAAACAGCGCUCAAAGGAUGUAUGUUUGAUAUCACUCAAUCCAGCUCAAUUUUGACUCAACGGAUAUGCGGAAUCGACUCAAAAAAUGCGGCAAAAAAUCCAGAAAAAGGACCGAUUUAUGUGGCGGAGCCAGUAGAGUUGAAUGAAGGUGGAUCCAUGCCUCUGCAAUGGAAAAAUGUGUACUUCAUGCCAAGCAGUCAAGAUGUUAAUUUUUCACAUACUGAUAUAUUCUUUACCAUCGUUGAGAGUGCGAAACAUGGAGAGGUUCGAAUAGAUGAUGUUGUAACAAGUUCUUUUACGUAUGCUCAGCUUUUGGCAAGAAGAGUGAUUUACAAACAUGAUGGAACUGAAACUAGAGAGGAUCGACUCUCUUUUCAGAUUGAAUUUGCUGUUAAACACAAACAACUUAUACCAGCUGAAUCCAAAACUUACUCAUUGAGAAUAAAAAUUAAUGGAGUCAAUGACCCGCCGGAACUUGUAAAACGAUCAAAAGACGAGAAACUAUUGAUUGCUUCACGUGGAAGUCGAGUGAUAACAAACGAGAUUUUAAUAUUAACUGAUGCAGAUGAUCGACCAGAAAAAGUUCGAGUACAAGUUGUAGAAUCAAGCGGAGUUCAUAUAGAAGUUCAUGGACAAAAAGUGAAUGAGUUUAGUCACAAACAAUUGAUUGAAGAAUUGGUUUCAUUGGUUGAUGAAGGAACAGAGUUGGGAAGUGGAAGAAUACGAUUAAUUGCGAGAGAUCGAGAGGCUAGAAGUGGAGUUGUUAUACUUGAAACACAAAGUACCAAAGUUGACGUGAAGUUGGUCCAUAACACAGGACUAAAAUUACUUCAUCAUUCCAGUGCACUACUUACAAAUAAAAAUCUAUCUUUUGAUGCUUCGAUUCAAGACAUGAUUGUCGCCUAUCGAAUUGUUGAUAUGCCAGACACGGGUGUUGUUGAAUGUCUUCAAGAGAAUGAUGACAAGUUCAGCAUGUGCACAACGUUCACUCAAGCACAAGUGAACGAGGAGCAAGUCCGAUUCAGGCACACAAGUCAAAGUUCUUCGCCGAGCGAUAUGUUCAGUUUUCAGGUUGAAGCUGGAGAAUUCGCUUCAAUGGUUCAUGUCUUCCGAAUUGACUUUAUUCCAAUGAAUAUUAAAGUUUUCACUCGUGAACCGUUUGUUCUGAAUGGAACAGAAACUAUGUCAAUUAGCAGACAAAAUCUUUUCUCUUGGACUUUUCCGAAAAGUUUUUCUGCUCACAAUUUGAUAUACCAUAUUGAUGAGCCACCAAAACUGGGAACACUUUCAAGAAAACUCGCCGUUGGAAAACAGAGAAGAAUAGGAGUUUCUUCAAAUUUCACACAACAAGAUAUUGAUGAAGGUGCAAUUAGCUACAAGUUACACUAUCAACAAUAUUCAAUUGUCAAUGAUUUUUUUGUUUUUCGAGUUGUAUCGCCGGCUGUAUCAUCUCCACUUUUAAGAUUUGAUAUUGUGUAUGUUCCAAAAGAGUCAUCAAUCCGUCUUGUAAACAAAACAAUUGUUGUAAAAGAAGAAGAAAUUGCAUCGAUAACACCCGAUUUUCUGUCUCUUUCCACACCAGACGACUCAAACUUUAUAUUUCGUGUUGUUUCUCCAACACUGCAUGGUCAAAUCAGACUUCAAAUUGGGGAAGUUUUGAAAAAAGAUUCAAAUUUUACAAGUGACGAUAUUGCAAAGCAUCGAUUGACAUAUUCUCAUUCUGGAGAUGAAACUCGUACUGAUGAAUGUAGAUUAUUAGCGAUUUCAAGGCAAAAUCCAAUGAGAAAAGUUCCAUUAACUCUCAGUUUUUCUAUUAUUUUGCUCAAUGACAAUGCACCGAAAUUGGCUCAAAAUGUGACAGUUUAUAUGGUGGAGCGCGGAGAACGAGUGCUUCACCCGUUCUUACUUCCAUGGGUUGAUGAAGAUGUAGAUGCUUCUGCUUUAAUGUUUGACUUCACACAAAACAAGGAUGCCGCAAUUUUGUCUACAGUAUCCCCGUAUCUACCACUUACUUCAUUCACUCAGCACGAUAUUGACGAAGGAAAAGUUAUGAUUAGACAUUUAGGACACCAUGGGGAAUUUUAUAUUGGGUACACGGUUAGUGAUGGAGUUCACCGAGUUGAAGGAAAGAUGCAUGUACUAGCUGCAAAACCCGAUGUAUGGAUUGAAAAGGCUGAAAUUGUUUUGAUAUGCGGAGCACAUUUUCCACAGACAAUUCGUCUCUCUUCGAAUAAUUUAACAGUAUUGACAAAUUUGGAUGUUCGACUGGAAGACAUUAUAUAUUCAUGUAGUUCAAAUUUUUCUCGGUUUUUUGUUGGAAGUCAAAGAAAACCAGCAAGAGGGUUCAGUCAAAAAGAUAUUGAAAAUGAAUCUGUAUGGUAUUCUGUUCCAAAUGAGGAUUCAAUUGAGAGAUUGAAAGUGGCCGUGGCUGAUCGAAAUUUGGAAGUUGAACUUCGUGUUCGAUGUGAAAACUCCCGUGGCUCAUUCUCAUACCAACAGCAUCGAAUGCUCCGUGUGCCCGUUGGUGGAGCUGUUCUUAUUGACAAGAACCUUCUGGAAAUAUCUCUGGUGGAUGCUGAACGACCAAUCAUCUACAAAGUGAUGAAGCAACCCAAUAAUGGAUAUUUAUCAUUAGAUUAUGAAAAGAGCUUCUCUUCCCGAAUAUCUACAUUCACUGACACAGAUGUAACAUCUGGAAGUGUUCAGUAUGUUCAUAACAAUGCUGAUCAUUCCAAUGAUUCAAUUGAUUUCCAAGUUCAUGUGAUUUCAAGAAACUUGAGUUUUCAUCUUAAACUUGAAAUUGAUGUUUUCCAGAGAAAUAUCACAAUUUCAACAUCCUUAUUCUCAGUACCAGCUGCAGGACGUGUUCCAAUCACUUCUAACUUUUUGAAAGUGACAACUAGCGAAAAUGAGGAAGCAGUGAUUACUGUAGUCUCACCACCAACUUCAGGAUGGGUAACAACUGAUAGUGUACACAAUAUCACAAGUAUCUCCUCAAUUGCUACAUUCACAACUCGUAUGAUAGAAAAUGGACAAGUGUGGUUUGUAUCUGAUGGAUCACAUGGAAAUGAUAGUAUUGGGGUACGCGCAUGCGUACAUGAUCAAUGUACUGGAAUACAUCUGAUGCAGAUAACUGUUUCACGAAUUAAUGAGAAGGGGCCGGUUAUGAUUAGGAAUGAAGUUUUGAGAGUGUCUGGUAACAAGGCAUUAAUUACAAAUAGUCAUUUGGAUGUUGAAGACACGGAUACUCCUACCAACUCAAUUACCUAUAUCAUUGCUCAGCCAUCAAACGGAAGAGUUGUCAAAGCUAGUCAAAUGGAAGAAGUUAUGACAAACUUUACUCAAUUUGACAUUGAUCAAUCCAAUGUGGCAUUUUUGGCAACAAACCAUAGUAAUCCAUUUGGAGGAUUUUCAUUUCAUGUAACCGAUGGGAAACAUAAGAUUGGCCCUGAAUGGUUUUCGACGGAAUUAUCAUCAAGUUCAACUAUUCUUGAAGCAAAUGGAAGAUUAGUGGCUUCUCCAUCGUCAGCUACUGUUAUUGGAACUGAACUUCUUCGAGGAAAUAUGCCAGGAACCCGUCCAGAUGAAAUUAUUUUUACGAUUCUGAAGCCUGCUAGAUAUGGAGAAAUAUUAGUGGAUGGAAUCAAAAACACCGUGUUUACGCAGUUACAGAUAAAUCGUCGCCAAGUUGUAUAUUCGACAGUUGGAUUUUCUGAUCAGAACGAAUGGAGUCGACGGGAUUCUUUUUCAUUCAGAGUUCACAAAAACAACUCGGCACAAUUUCUGAAUUCCAAUGAAAAAUUCCGGAUAACGACAACAUUUGCGGCCAUUUCGGAUAAAGUACUUUCAAAAUAUAUAACAACUCGACCUUUGGUAGUUUCACGUGGUGGAUCUGCAUGCUUUAAUCAAUCACAUUUGGAUGUUUCAGCUUUAGCGGAUGCCGUUGAUAAGGAGAUAGUAAUGAUUGAAAUCGGAACAGAACCACGCGCGGGAACAUUGGAAUGGCUUGAUAAUGAGAGAAAUCGGGUUUCGUGGACAGAACUGCGUACAUCGUUUCACCUUCUUUACAAACAUACUGCGACAGAUUCUCUAAGUGAUUCGCUGAUUUUCCAUAUUUAUGCUGCCAGGGAAUCAACAAGAAGAGCAAGUCGAAUUCGAAUUUCAGUUGACAUUCAAAUUACGAAUCCACCAGAUCCAGAUGUUCAGGUUGUAUUAUUUCCUGAUUCUGUAUCUAUACUGAACAGUGGAUCAACACCUCUUCUGGCUGAUAUACUCAUGACACGUCAUAAAACAGUUCCACCUCAAUCAAUUGUCUACAGUACCCAACAACGAGGCGCAAAUGGGGUUACGAUUCGACGUGGUGAUGAUGAAAUCAAACAGUUCUCGCAGCAAGACGUUAACGAUGGAAAAAUAUCGAUUUGGCACACUGCCAACCGACAUCAACCAGCCGCCACGUGGCAUGACGUGAUUGUACUCGACAUUGAAGGACACACAAGAUCACUUAUAAUAGAUAUCAGGCCAUUGGAUUUAAUGUUGAAAAAUCAUACGACAAUAUGGUAUCCACAGGGAAAAACGUAUGUUGUUUUGAACUCAGAACAUCUUGGAGCAUUUUCAAUGGGAAAUCGGAGUACAUUGAAAUACAAAAUUACAAGUGGACCAGAAAAUGGAACAUUUUAUUGGGUGGCUGGAGAGAAAGAAGCAAAAGAGUUUAGUCAAAAAGAUAUCGACGAAGGAAGAGUACUGUAUGCACAAUUGAAUAUGCAUUCAUUUCAUGACAAGUUUGAUUUUGUUGUUGAAAACGAUUCUCGAGAUGUGCUCAGAAAUAGUUCAGAGCUGAGAGUUCGAGCACUUGUUUCCGUGCAACCAGUGAUUGUAGAAGCAGAUACAGCAACUCCACUGACAACUUCACAGAUAAAUGCAUCAACAUUACUAAAUUCAUCACCUCGGUUCUUUCUUACUUCCCCGCUCAAAUUUGGACGCUUGACGUUUGAUCCGAAUACCAAUUAUUCCACAUACUAUUUUACGAAUACUGAUAUUCAAAAAGGAAUCGUAUAUUAUAAGGCAUUUAGCACAGAGGAAGAAGUUCACGAGAUUGUACAAUUAGAAGUACGAGCCGAUAAUGUUCAACCAGCACGAUUUACUCUUCCAAUCACCAUACUUCGUGCUGAUAUGGAAAACUAUGAUCCUUCGACAACUGGAGAUCAAAUGAUUCCAUAUUCAAAUGGUGGAUCUGACUCAACGAAAUUCUCAAUAUUUGGAGAAAACAAUCUUCCGGUAGUUAUACUUGGAGCCAUUGUUGCCGCAACAAUAUUCGUUUUGAUAUGUAGAAGAUGCGGAGAAGGAAAGAAGAAAAAUAAAACAAGGACUCCGAUUAAUGCAAAAUUGGAUACACCAACCAGGCUUCCACCAUCACCAUCAGAGAGUAUUGAUCAUGAAAAACCACCCGACUUGUUGGGUACAACUGUAUUUGCAUCAGUGAGACAAGCCGAGGAUAGGAUGACAAUGAAGUCAUUUAAUAAACCACCUAAACCAGAGUCAUCUUCAUCACGAAAACCUCCAAAUCCUCGUCGUCAAAAUGUAUCUUCUCUGGAUUACGCAGGAAUAACAUCUGAUACUCCACCUCCAAUGCGAUUAUUUGAGCAAGUUGCUCAAACACAACCGACAAAUCAUUAUUGGGUAUAACAAGAAAUCACUUCAAUUUCCCGAAACUAUUAAUUUCCAAUCAACCUACAGUGCCUUUCCGUUUCUCAAAAUCAUUCUCUACGUCUCUGUGAUCUCAUUGAAUUCAUUUUUAGUUAUAAAUGCAAAUUUAUUAUUUCAAAAAUAUUUAUUUAAAAAAAUUACGAGUUACUUCUGAGUUUCCAAGAAAUAAUAUUGUUUUGGAGUGCGACAAAGAAGAAUAUCAGUGCAAAUCUUAUCGGCUUCUUCGUGAUCCUUCAGUUUAUUGAUAAUGUAUUCCAAAUUCUUCUCGAUCACCUUUUCACACAUAUCAACCAUAAAUGAUGGAACAUCUUCUUUGCAAAAUUUGUCAACUGCCUGAAAAUAAGCUUUAAUUGGUUGAUCAGAGGCAUAAUUGAAAUAAAGAAUUGUUAAAGGUA